Molecule: messenger RNA, 2838 nt
Organism: Cydia strobilella
Lineage: Eukaryota; Metazoa; Arthropoda; Insecta; Lepidoptera; Tortricidae
Product: striated muscle preferentially expressed protein kinase-like
Exons: 8
Coding region: 378-2372 (664 amino acids)
Biological process (GO): positive regulation of apoptotic process; protein phosphorylation; intracellular signal transduction
Cellular component (GO): nucleus
Molecular function (GO): ATP binding; protein serine/threonine kinase activity
Source: RefSeq, a predicted model, not a curated record
GACAUUCAAUUAAAUUAUUAACGCUCUAAUGUUGGGUGGUCUGAAGUUAUUUGUCCUAACAUAAAUAUUUUAAAUAUUUAACUCCGGACAUUUUCUCAUGUGGAAUAAAAAAGGCUCUCAAUAAAGAACUGUUUUAUCUCGUAUUACUGGCACCGAUAAAUUUAGAAACGGCGGCGACCAUCGAGUCGCAGUCGCGACUGAGCACUCGCGCCGGCCACAGACGCGCAUCGUUUUAAAUUUAGAAUUUAUUGUUUUCUUUUUGUUUUUUUCGGGAGUGCGUUACAAAACUUGUGCUAGUGGUUUUUGUGGAACAAAGCUUUAUUUUUUUCCCUGUGUUCUGGGAUGUGCAUGUGCUAAUUUGACAGCAAUCAUCAGAGAUGAUACACGUCGACGAAACUGACCCGGUUGGAGAGAUAGAGCCACCAUUCGCAUGCCGAGAUGUCACCAUCAAGCGCAGUACAGAUGUCAACGACUUCUAUGAAAUGCUCUCGGAGAUCGGCCGGGGUAAAUUCGGCACAGUAUACCUGUGUCGAGAGAAGAGCACCGGGCUGGAGCUAGCGGCCAAGCUGGUGUCCGUGGCGCGACGGGACGAGCGUCGCAACGUCGAGCGAGAGGUGGACGUCAUGCGCCGCCUGCGACACCCGAGGCUCAUACAGCUUUAUGAUGCGUAUGAGUGGGGGAAGCACAUGUGUGUCGUGCUUGAACUGAUCACAGGCGGUGAGCUGUUCGAACGGGUGAUAGAUGAGGACUUCGUGCUGACAGAGAGGGCAUGCACGGUUUUCAUGCGGCAGAUCUGCGAGGGCAUAGAGUUUGUUCACCGGCAGAACAUACUUCACCUGGAUAUGAAGCCCGAGAACAUCCUCUGCCUGACCAAAUCGGGCAACCGUAUCAAGAUCAUCGACUUCGGCCUCGCGAGGUUCUUCGACCCCGAGAAGAAGCUGCAAGUUCUGUUCGGGACGCCCGAGUUCGUGGCGCCGGAGGUCGUCAACUUCGACCAGAUCGGAUACGGCACGGACAUGUGGUCCGUUGGCGUCAUCUGUUAUGUGCUUUUAUCGGGCCUAUCACCAUUCAUGGGCGAAACAGACAUAGAAACUAUGGCAAAUGUCACAGUUGCUAAAUACGACUUCGACGACGAAGCAUUCACAGAGAUCUCCGAAGACGCGAAGGACUUCAUCGGGAAACUGCUCGUAAAAGACAAAGAGUUGCGGCCCAGCGCGACGGAGUGCCGGCGGCACCGCUGGCUGGCGCGCCGCCCGCCGCCGCCGCCGCGGCCCGCGCCGCAGCCCUCGCCCAAACACGAGCUCGACGUCGCCAAAGACAACCUCAGGAUCUUCGUCGAGCGGUGGGGGGAGCACCCCAACUCGCCCUACGUCUUCGAUAACCACGCGCACGAAAUCACCUGCCUCGCCGACGGCAGUUGCGAGCGAUCUUCUAUCGGCGGCUGCUCUCCUAGUCCUCGGAGCUCCUUGUCGAGCUCGCCCGAUGCGGUAUUCGAUGAGGAAGACUUGGAACCUCCGCCGAUGAGAGAGACUAGGUACUUAGCACCGAGGUACAACCCGGUCGAGAGACGAGCGUCCGACAGUUCUUGCUUCCUCCAUAAAAGACAGGACGUCCUUGUACGGAAGAAUCUAGCUGAGGAAAUCAAGAAGUUAUCGGAUCAUCUCUUCUUGUUAUCGACUAUGAAUACGGACCUGGCUAAUAACAAUAAUGUAAAAGAAUUAGACAAGAAUAUAACGGAAUCUAAAACGGUCACAAAGGAGGAAAAAAAGUUAACAAAUGGUUUCAAAAGGGAAACUAAUACGACAGUCACAAAAUCCGUCACAAAUGGAGAUGCUAGCAAUAAGGGAAAGAAGCUUUUUACAUCGAAAUCUAGUCACAGAGUAACUUCCACGUUUUUGGCUGAAAAGGAACCGACUAGGCCGGUGACGAGCAGCAUGCCCUGGGCGAAGUCAGCUCGAUCCAAAAAAGUCACUAAUAGCAGUAGAGACGUAGCCGAUCAGCCUUUGGAGAGGCGAAACAGCUUCUUCAAUGAGUUCGACAAAAGGCGAGAGAAAAUAGAUAAACUGGUCAACGGUUCAGAGAAUGGAAGACAGGUGCCAUAUAGACGAGGCGACGAGAACAAUGCUCAUAGGACUAAGGACCUCCUUCUUCAUCUUUUAGAAAAAUGGGGCGAAUCAGAAGUAGAAGGCGAGAGAGCGGCUGGAGGCACCUCAAAUGGCGGUAGACACCAGUCCAUAUCCUUAGAGUGGUCGCCAUCGAAUCAGCUGGCACAGUCCUCCAUGUCAAGCCUCCACGCCUUCUACCAAAGACAGACCUCAGAAGACAAAGCGCAAAGAAAAAUAAUAACGAACAAUAUUCAGAGUACGAAAUGAUUAACUUCUAGUGCCAUGGCUCUGUUACCAAAGUAACAAGAUGAGAUUAAAUUAUUGUAUUUUUAAGGUAAUUUUAGAGACGAUGAAAUGACAAUGUUGUAAUUAUCUAGUCGACAAAUCGCAGUUCGCUAAUCACUCCUGGAGCAAGACUGAAACAAUUCUGUAGGAGAUGUUUUAUACUUACAAUGAUAAUAAGAAUCUUAGUCUGAUGGCUGAUAACUUUUCUUCUUCUGUGUCAGUUUACAGUAACAUUUGUACUUAAUUUUGUACUUAGUGAAUCAGUCACACAUACAUAUAUAUAUAUUAUAAUAAGUUCGUCUACGCCAUUGCGCCUGACCUAUAUUAUAGUGAAUUAUGUUUGUUACUUAACUAAACUCAGUUACGUACAAGGAUGCUGUAAUAAUUUUAUUAUACCUCUUGUUUUACGAUAUUUUGUUGUUAUAAAUAAUAAGGUUUUUAUUAAAAA